GGUGCCAACGAGGAGCUUCGCCGAGAGUUACGCGAAACUCGGCUAGACGCUGCCAGUCUUGAGGCUCAACUGGACGCCGCUAGGCAACGUGUAGACAAUUUGCAUUCUCAACUGGUAGCUAUUCAGAAAUUGGGAGGUCCUGCAGGCGACAGCACCGACAACACCGGCUUUGGCCAGCCGCUUGGUGGCUUGGCUCGUCUGCCCGAUGGACUGACGCCAAGCACCGUAGAGACGCUAGCCGGACUCGAGGAGCACUUGGUACAGGUGUUGGCCGAGUUCGGUCAACAGAAAGACCUCGUCGGACGCCUUCAGGGUCAACUCUCUCGGCUGCAGCAGCAGUUCGCCCUCUGUCGACAUCGGCAGGGCCUACUCUACCGCGACUUUGCAACGGAGACCAAGAAAGAAAGGCCUCAUCGUGAAAACACAAAGAAACAGAAGAUUAUGGAAGCCAUUGACAUCGUUGCGGAAACAAAUUUAAUGGACAGGAGAAUGGAAGAAGGCAGAGGUAGUGAGAACUUUGUCUAUUGCCUAAGCAAACUCGAAGACAACGAGGACACGACAAGACAAGCAAUAAAGAGGCACUUGGAGCAAGGACCAGAGAAAAGGGGAUCGCAUGGAAGAAGCAGGUAUGAGCCGUUGAGUCUUCUUGAAUCAUUGGAGUACUUCGGAAAUAGUGUCAAAAAGGUUGUACUAGUAAAGCCAAUCGGAGGCUGGUCAAGACGAAUCCGCAGGCGUCAUCUGGCUUGGGAGGAAGAUAAGAAACUCAAUAAGGAAAGAAUAGCGCAAGUGGAAAUGCGAGCCGCUGAAGCAGAAAUAUAUCGGGAAGAAUUCAACAGGCUCCUGGCCGAACUCGAUGCCUCCAAAGUAAAAUCUGACUCCGAUGCUGAAGAGGACGUGAUAGACAAAAUGAAGCAUUUUUUGGGGGAGAAAUCACGUCAGUUGGUGCUUCUUCGUGUAAAUGAGGCCGCCCUGGUGCGUAGAUACACUGCGGCACAGGAACGAGAGUCAGCUCUCACAAAGGUGGGUUAUCAAGUGGGAAUGCUGCUAGUGAACAUGAUGGUUUUUAUUUUUGUUGCAUUAAAGAGAGUGAAGAAACUGGAGUGGUACACGUUGCCUAACGAUCCAAUAUCGAAUCCCGUCAAGUUUAUUGAUGAGACCUAUACGAGGUGGAAACUGAGGCUUUUAUGA
This is a messenger RNA of Protopolystoma xenopodis, 1188 nucleotides long. The record is from the annotation of a GenBank genome assembly. NCBI's taxonomy places the organism in Eukaryota, Metazoa, Platyhelminthes, Monogenea, Polystomatidea, Polystomatidae.